Molecule: messenger RNA, 1425 nt
Organism: Impatiens glandulifera
Lineage: Eukaryota; Viridiplantae; Streptophyta; Magnoliopsida; Ericales; Balsaminaceae
Product: MYG1 protein-like
Exons: 7
Coding region: 103-1233 (376 amino acids)
Cellular component (GO): cytoplasm; nucleus
Source: RefSeq, a predicted model, not a curated record
UCUCCAUCUUCAACAAAGCGACUAAAAGACUCCCCAUUUUCCCUCAUUUCUUCACUAAACCCUAAAACCUCCUCUCGCCGGAAUCAACGGCGGCGCGUGUGUAUGUUCGUGUUUGCCAGAGCCAUCAACCACAAGAGCCUAUUCAUCCUCCGUUCCCAUCCCCGACCAUCUCUCCAUCUCAUGGCUUUCUCUCCUUCCAGAAUCUCCACUUCUCCUUACUCUUCAGGAUCUCCCGUCGCCUCCCCUCUUUCUUCUACUAAACGCGUCGGUACUCACAAUGGAAGCUUCCAUUGCGACGAAGCUCUUGGUUGUUUCAUGAUUCGUCUCACUAACAAGUUCUAUGGUGCUGAAAUUGUUCGUUCCAGAGACCCGAAGGUGCUGGAAACACUUGAUGCUGUGCUUGAUGUUGGAGGAGUUUAUGAUCCUAGUAAUGAUAGGUAUGAUCAUCAUCAGAAAGGUUUUAGUGAGGUGUUUGGGCAUGGAUUCACCACUAAGCUUAGUAGUGCUGGUUUGGUUUAUAAGCAUUUUGGAAUGGAGAUAAUUGCUAAAGAAUUAGGGGUUGAUCAAGGACACCCAAAUGUUCUUAAACUGCAUUUGGCUGUUUACAAAAGCUUCAUGGAGGCAAUUGAUGCAAUUGACAAUGGAAUCAAUCAAUAUGACACAGAGGAGCCUCCAAGAUACACAAAUAGCACACAUUUAUCAUCAAGGGUUGGGAAAUUAAAUUUGGAUUGGAUUGAUCCUGAUCAGUCACCUGAGAAGGAGAAUGAAGCCUUUCAAAAGGCAAUGGCUUUGGCUGGUAGUGAGUUUUUGAAUAGUGUCCAGUUUUACGCUAGAUCAUGGUUGCCAGCCCGUUCCAUUGUCAUGGAGUGCCUUUCCUCAAGAUAUAAUAUUGAUCCCAGUGGAGAGAUUAUGGUGUUGAGUAGAUUUUGUCCUUGGAAGCUCCAUUUAUUUGAGAUUGAGGAGGAAUUGAAGAACAAUCCAACCAUAAAAUAUGUACUAUACCAGGACGAAAGAGGACAACAAUGGAGGGUGCAAGCGGUAGCUGUAUCACCAGAGAAAUUUGAGAGCCGAAAGCCUCUUCCAUCAAAAUGGAGGGGUUUGAGAGAUGCUGAACUGUCGAAGGAGAACGGUAUACCCGGUUGUGUUUUUGUUCAUAUGAGCGGGUUUAUUGGAGGAAAUUUAAGUUAUGACGGUGCAUUGGCUAUGGCGAAAGCUUCCCUUAAACUCGACUAACCUAUUGGCUUUUCCUUUUAGGGUGGUGAGUGGGUUAUUUGAUUUUGUUUUGAACAAUUGUACACCAUAUUUGAAUUUUAAUUUUGAAGUAGAGGUCUAUGGAUUUUGGUGUAACAUUCAUCAUAUGAUUUCCCUCUUUAACUUUAUUGUUGGAGAUUAAAUUAUGAAUCUAAGCUUCUUUCAUCUUGGAUA